UACAAGCUCUCUGGCAGAAGUUCACUCUUAACACAAUAGCAACACAAAGAGAGAAGUACCACCACAGAAACAGCAUCCGGCCAAGUUUAGUUGGUAGAUUUUUCUAAACUGCAAGAGGACUCUAAAGAUCAGACUUGUGCACAGUAUGGUGGCCUACACGACUGCACCUGGUGAUGUGGAGAUGGGUCCUGAGGAGAGGACGGUGGUGUUGGUGGAAAAGAAAUCCUCUGCUGUUCGGAUAUGGAAGGUGUCCGUGGCCCUUCUCACUGUGGCCCUUUGUACAGGAGGUGUCCUGCUGUUUGCUUGGUACUGGAGCGGAAAGCCAGACAUCACGAUGCAAUCAGGCCAAAGAGAAGCACUAAUCAAGUCGGACACUGCUGAGAAAACAGAUCCCCACUACACUUUGAGUCGAAUCGGCAGCAAAGCCAAGGCAGCAAUCCACUUAGAGGGUAACUACGAAGACUGCGAGAGUUCGAAACACCAGCUCGAGUGGAGAAACGGUCAAGGCCAGGCGUUUGCUCAGGGCGGCUUCAAACUGGUGAACAACCAGAUCAUUAUCCCACAAACUGGCCUCUACUUCGUCUACAGCCAGGCGUCGUUCAGAGUCUCCUGCAGCAAUGGCGAUGAGAAGGGAGCGGGAAGGCGCCUCAUGCCUCUCAGCCACAGGAUCUGGCGCUACUCAGACUCCAUAGGCAGCAAAGCCUCGCUGAUGAGCGCCGUGAGGUCAGCGUGUCAGAGCACGGCACAGGAGGACAGCGACGGAGACGGAAAGGGCUGGUACAACGCCAUUUAUCUGGGCGCAGUGUUUCAGCUGAACAAAGGAGACCGACUGUGGACAGAAACCAACCAGCUUUCAGAGCUGGAGACCGACGAGGGCAGAACCUUCUUUGGUGUGUUUGCACUUUGAAAUGACUCUUUAAUGUGAAACAAAGAAAGUCGAUACGAAGCUCUGCAGAUGCCAUACGUUUUGGCUUUUUUUUAAUGUAUUUUGUUUUUAAUUAUUAUUCAUCUUCACAAUGAAGUGUUUAAAUCUCAAUGGAGAUAAAGCUUGUAGCCAAACAGGCGGUACUGAUUUUUUAUUUUUAUGUUUUUAAAUCCUAUAAACUGUAACAGUUUGCAAUAUUAUUUCUAUUUUAGGCACUUUUUGUACAUUAUUUAUGCUGACCUGAGAUUGUAGACUUUCUCUGCUGUAUCAGAUAUAGACACAGCUCUUCGUUGAGAGAGUUUAGGAUUAUGUACAGAACUGUUAUCACGUACUUUUACAACCUGUGUAUUUAUUUGUAUUUAUUUAUAUUUAAAUUGUUGGGAUUAGGUUUUUAAGAUUCUAUUUAUAUACUUUAUGUGCACAUACAUUGAAUUAAAAUGUGAAAAAAAGUCACAA
Messenger RNA from Epinephelus fuscoguttatus (brown-marbled grouper), 1381 nucleotides. It is a transcript of the gene tnfb, whose product is annotated as tumor necrosis factor b (TNF superfamily, member 2). Gene Ontology annotation, molecular function: tumor necrosis factor receptor binding. Lineage: Eukaryota; Metazoa; Chordata; Actinopteri; Perciformes; Serranidae. Gene Ontology annotation, biological process: immune response. The coding region runs from base 146 to 907 and encodes 253 amino acids. Gene Ontology annotation, cellular component: membrane. The record is from RefSeq and is a predicted model, not a curated record. The transcript has 4 exons.